Molecule: messenger RNA, 426 nt
Organism: Stereum hirsutum FP-91666 SS1
Lineage: Eukaryota; Fungi; Basidiomycota; Agaricomycetes; Russulales; Stereaceae
Exons: 2
Source: RefSeq, a predicted model, not a curated record
GACUGGCAGUUCCUGCCGAAGCUUACGAAGGCAAACGUUUGGGACUCAUUCGUUCUAUUCACUCUCCUCGAAGAUCAUACAUCUCGGAGCACUCGACUUUCAAUACCGCACGGCGGUGAACAAGCAGAACGUUUCGAGAUCGCCAUGCAAGAACGCAAUGCACGCAUAGUACAUGAAGGACAACCAGAGCUGACCCAUGCGUGUAACAAAUGUACCCGGAUUUAUGAGGACGAUGAUGGUGGUCAUUCCAAAGUCGAAGUCGUUGUCAAGCGAUACUGUGAAGCUCACGAUGACUACCACAACAUCUGUGCCGUCGUCGGAUGUACAUCUCGCAUCACAGCAGGAUCAAUGACGUGCUCCGAUCCUCAACAUUCCGCAAUGGAGGCACUUCACAUCGAACGCGGAAAGUCAAUAUUUCGACUGCGU